Diutina rugosa is the source of this 849-nucleotide messenger RNA. RefSeq lists its product as uncharacterized. The record is from RefSeq and is a predicted model, not a curated record. The coding region runs from base 1 to 849 and encodes 282 amino acids. The transcript has a single exon. Lineage: Eukaryota; Fungi; Ascomycota; Pichiomycetes; Serinales; Debaryomycetaceae.
AUGCAAGUACUGCUGACUUGCCAAGUUGAUUACGCUGUCGAUGGAUUUCCGUACACCGCGCCGUUUUCACGUUAUUCCGAUAGAGUGGGUGCUCAACAGACUGCUGACGACCACCAGGUGUGUUUCGCCAACACUUGUUUAAACUCAUCACAUAUCGCUGGUGUGCUACCAGAGUUAGGACUUGGGCUAUCAGCUUACCUUGAUGGUCACAGAGAAACUCUGGUUGUCCAUAUGUGGAAACAAGCCGGUAUAAUUGAUCAAAUGACCUUCUCUCAAAAGCCCACAACAUACAACAACACCACAGUUGAAAUCGGCGGUUGCGUUUCGUUUGGCUUGCCCAUCUCCUUGGAUGAUCCCGUUCUGCAGAUAAGAAAAGAAAACGGAGAGAUAUUAUCAAGGCAAGAGUUUGACAUCGAUUAUGACGAUCAGGCGCCGGUCACUAUCCCCACCCCCUUAUAUGAUCAUUUAGUGGAACUCCUCGAUGGAUCAACUUUUGAAUGUUUAGACGUACCGAGAACUCUGAUCAUGAUUCUUGUCGGUAACACUUGGUUAGACUUGAAACUUACUGAUUUUGUCGUCAGGAACGAUGGAAGAUGUAAAUUGAAAGCGACCCCAGGUGACGUAUUCUCCAUUGAUGCUAUCAGUGAUCAUUAUACACUUGGCUUCGACCUAGAGGAGCAAAAAUUGUGGUUAGCAGACGAUCUCAACGAUGCGAUUACUCGUACCGACCUAAUGAUCUACGGGGGCGGGGCCCUCAGUUGUAUUGCUGUGUUGGUAUUUGCCUUUAUUACAUUCAGUCCUCACCGUCAUCAUAUGCAAUUGGCGGAGGAUGAAGAAAACAAAAUUUAA